Penicillium daleae is the source of this 633-nucleotide messenger RNA. Its product is annotated as general substrate transporter. Gene Ontology annotation, molecular function: carbohydrate:proton symporter activity. The transcript is spliced from 2 exons. Gene Ontology annotation, cellular component: membrane. Lineage: Eukaryota; Fungi; Ascomycota; Eurotiomycetes; Eurotiales; Aspergillaceae. Bases 1 to 633 code for a protein of 210 amino acids. The record is from RefSeq and is a predicted model, not a curated record. Gene Ontology annotation, biological process: transmembrane transport; carbohydrate transport.
AUGGACAGUGUUGGUAUCACCAAGGCCUCUACGCAACUCGGAAUCAACGCAGGUAUCAAGACGGAAGCCUUGGUCAUGAACGUCACACUAUCCUUCUUCAUCGAUAAGUUGGGAAGACGACCAAUUUACAUGGUCUCCACGGUUGGAACUUUUAUUGUUUUCAAUGCAUGGACCAUCGUUUCAGCACGGUAUGCAAUCGCCGCGAACCAGGCGCUUGGAUACAUUUUUGUGGUCCUGACGAUUUUGUACGGAGUAUUCUACGAUGUCAAAUCUGGCCUGAUUGCAACCUACAGCACCGAAAUUCUUCCCUACGGCCUUCGCGCUAAGGGAUUUACCUGGCUGAAUUUUUGUGUCACAGCGGCACUCUUCUUCAAUCAGUACAUUAAUGCAAUUGCUCUCGAUGCAAUUGGUUGGAAGUAUUACAUUGUCUACUGUGUCUUCCUCGGGGUGGAGGUGUUUGUUAUCUAUACCUUCCUGAUCGAGACCCGUUACACUCCCAUGGAGGAAAUCGCCAAGUACUUCGACGGCGACGACACAGUUGAUGUUGGUGAGAUUGCUGUCACGGACAUGAAGGAGCAAGCCAGGGAUACAGAGGGCAAGUCAGCUACUGUCCAUGUUGAAGGGACGGAGUAG